UGGAAGAAAAGCAAGAUCCGUGUUGCGGACCGGUUGAGAAGACGCAGAGUAGACCAUGGGGCGCCUCGGCUGGCUAGCGCUCUUGUUCUUCUGGAACGUCGGUUCAGGAAAUGGAUGCAAUUAUUCAAGGACAGUCCCUGAUUUUGGAGUCCUCUAUCAUGUCAAAGGAAUCAUCAACCUCCCAUAUGCUGAAAUAGAAGAGCCCUUCGAAGCCUGGUACAACCAUACGGGAAACAAGAGUCGCAUUGAGUACUAUGACGGCCAGGUGGUGACCUUACAGCUAGGAAGUGUGGAGCCAUACGGCACCAUGUUCAAGAUAACACCGGCAACCACAGAGAAAGUGGUGAAUACCAAGAAGUGCUUCCAACUGAAUGGCACCAAAGACGAUCAUGUAAAGCCACAGGGAGUCUUUCCUGACACGAAGGGCUUCAAGCCCAUCAGGGAAGAGUACUAUAAAGGCCAAUACUGCACUGUCUGGCAGAAUGUCUCUUACUGGGGCCACAGGAAGAAUACCUACACCUUGUGGGUAACAAAUACCAGCUGUGGCGUGUCUCCUGUGCACUACGAGAUGAAGGGCUACAACACUCUGCUGGGUUCCCAUUACGACAAGUAUGAAAUAGAUUACAGCGACUUUUCCAACAGCUUCCCAGCUUCUGUUUUCAUCCUGAAGCAGAACGAAACCAAGCUAUGUGAGGAAUUACCAGGUGACUCCGCAGAACAUCACGUCAUGGCAAAUCCUAUGGCAGAUUUUGUUGGGGGACAAGACGAUCGGGCUCACCGCGUAUUCCACCAUUACAGAAAAAAAUUUGGAAAGUCAUACAAUGACGAGAAGGAAAUGGAACACAGAAAGCACACCUUCACCCACAACAUGAGAUUUGUCCACUCUAAGAACCGGGCCAACCUCCCUUUCAAGCUGGCCCUGAACCACUUGGCUGACCUCACCCAAGAGGAGAUAGCAGUGAUGAGGGGGAAGCUCAAGAGCACAACCCCCAACAAGGGGCUCCCGUUCCCUGAAGAGCUGUACGUGGGUCUCAUUUUGCCAGAGAGUUUGGACUGGCGUCUCUACGGUGCAGUGACUCCAGUCAAGGACCAAGCUGUUUGUGGUUCCUGUUGGAGCUUUUCUAGUACGGGAGCGCUAGAAGGGGCUCUCUUCCUCAAGACUGGGCAACUUAUGCCGUUGUCUCAACAAAUCCUAAUUGACUGCUCCUGGGGCUUUGGCAACUAUGCCUGCGAUGGAGGUGAGGAAUGGCAGGCGUUUGAGUGGGUCCUGAAGCACGGCGGCAUUGCCACCACAGAUUCCUACGGACCGUACAAAGGCCAAAAUGGCUAUUGUCACAGCAACGAAACUCAUCUUGUCGGCAAACUCUCAGGUUACGUGAACGUUACCUCUGGGAACAUCACAGCACUGAAGGCCGCCAUCUACAAGCAUGGGCCCGUGUCUGUCAGCAUUGAUGCCGCUCACAGAACCUUCUCUUUCUAUUCCAAUGGGGUUUACUAUGAGCCCAAGUGUGGAAACAAGAAAGGCGAGUUGGAUCAUGCAGUCCUGGCAGUAGGUUACGGCGUCCUCCAAGGAGAACUUUACUGGCUUAUUAAGAACUCCUGGUCCACCUAUUGGGGUAAUGAUGGCUACAUCCUUAUGUCCAUGAAGGACAACAACUGUGGAGUAGCUACCGAUGCCACCUUCCCACUUAUGGCAUAACUGGACAAACCACGUCAAGCCACCUCAAAAGAUGAUCCAGUCCGUUAUGUUUUUUCUCCCCCAAUGAAUCAAGAUCCCCCAUCACUUAAACAUCUCGAAAAUGUUCAGUAAUAUACUAGAACCAUAAUUGUGAAAAUGGAAGAAGACUCAAUUAUUUUUUUUAAAAAAAUGAAUUACUGUUCUUUCUUUGUACCAGCUAAGUUUCACUAUAAGCCAUGUCAUAAAGGCUUUCUGCCUGGAAAA
Molecule: messenger RNA, 1942 nt
Organism: Pogona vitticeps (central bearded dragon)
Lineage: Eukaryota; Metazoa; Chordata; Lepidosauria; Squamata; Agamidae
Product: digestive cysteine proteinase 2
Biological process (GO): proteolysis
Molecular function (GO): cysteine-type peptidase activity
Source: RefSeq, a predicted model, not a curated record